Molecule: messenger RNA, 3574 nt
Organism: Melanotaenia boesemani (Boeseman's rainbowfish)
Lineage: Eukaryota; Metazoa; Chordata; Actinopteri; Atheriniformes; Melanotaeniidae
Gene: shrprbck1r
Product: sharpin and rbck1 related
Exons: 14
Coding region: 400-2532 (710 amino acids)
Biological process (GO): proteasome-mediated ubiquitin-dependent protein catabolic process; protein linear polyubiquitination; positive regulation of canonical NF-kappaB signal transduction
Cellular component (GO): LUBAC complex
Molecular function (GO): ubiquitin binding; ubiquitin-protein transferase activity
Source: RefSeq, a predicted model, not a curated record
GCUCAUGAAGAGCGCAUGCGCGGUAGGAAGUGAAAGCAGUCAACAACAAACUCGGCUCCAGGAGUAUCAAACUACCACUCUAACCUUGAUGUCAGGACGUUAUAUUUUAGAGUAAAGAAAAAGUUAACGCCUUAUCUUCUUAAACCCGUGCGUAAGCGAAGAAACUAAGCGAGACUUCGAGUGGUACUAGACUUUUUUUGGAAGUGACUGUACACAGUGACAGGGUCGACGCACUUGCUUCCUGUUGACACAUACGCUGUUAAAUACCCAGCAAGAAAUUUUCUAAGAAAUGUGAACGGAAAGAUAUGCAAAUCAGCGGCGCUUAACAACGCAGAGGUGGAGGUAAACCAUCCACCUGGACUCCCGUGUGUUUGUUUUCUACAUGAAUCUGUCGGCAGGAUGUCGCUGAGUUCAGAUGGCUGGACUCCCACUCCUGGUCUCACGCCGGACCAGUCAGCCGCCUUCCCCAGCCACUAUGAGGCCUCGCAGUCACAACUUGGCUGCCAAACCGUCCUUAUGUCGGUUCGGGUGUCGGUGUGUCAUUCUGGUAUUCGGCCACUGUGUCUUCCGGGAGCAAGUGAUGAGUCACUUCGCCUGCAGCUCAGCAUGGACCCGGGGAAAUCCGGGGAAUUCCGACUAUCGCUCCAGGACAGCAGCGGGACUGGCCGGAGUGUGACCAUCGCAGAGUUUGAUUUGAGAACCGUAAACUAUGAGGUGAAGUCGCCAAAGUGCCAUGAGCUGAUUUUGGUUGCGCCUCCCCAUGACCGCAUCAGCUUUAACUUUCGCUGUGAGCAGGAUGCCCAGCAAUGGGCCACAGUGGUGAUGUCCUCCCUACGAGAAGCACACAAAGUCAUCCCUCAAGAAAAUGGUUCUCAGCAUCUUCCAGAUGUUCUCCAUCUUCAGAACACUUUGGGUCUACAACGAAAAGAGGAAGCUUGCAUAGAGCUGAGCAGAGCCAUAGAGGCAGGUGACCUGCAGUCAGCCUCCAUCUUUGCUGCGACACUCGCACAACAGCAUGCAGCGUUACAGAUACAACCCUCUAAUAAAGAACAUGAAGACACUGAAAUCAAUUUGGCUGUUGUAGUAGAAGAUUCAUCCUCAUCCUGUUGUGUCACUGUGAAAGUUUUCCCACACAUGACUACUGCAUCCUUGAAACAGCAGAUGUUUCUGGAAUACGGCUUUCACCCACGGGUGCAGCGCUGGGUAAUUGGCCAGUGCCUUUGCACCGACCAGCGGUCCCUUGCCUCGUACGGUGUUCGUCAGGAUGGAGACACAGCCUUCUUGUACCUCUUGUCAGCCCGCCACGCUCGUCUGACCCUCCAGGUCCUGCAGCAGGAUCAGGAGAGCGCCCUCCUCCUUAGUCCUCCUCCAUCAUUUCAAAACUCUUCACUUCCUGUUUUAUCUACAAACGGCCCCUCAUCUCAGGACUGGAGGCCCUACACCACCCUUCCUCCAAGACCUCAUAGCAACAGUUACAACGCAGGUGGAUCAGAGACAAAAAACAUCAGUGAGAUCAGAGAUCUCAUCAACCUUGAAAUGCCUCAACUCAGUGAUGCACUGAGCCCCAACACUGCCUCCAACCAGGGCUGGUCCUGUCCAUCAUGCACUUACAUUAAUAAACCAACCCGACCAGGCUGUGAGAUCUGCAGCACAAACCGCCCUGAGAGCUACGUUAUCCCUGGGGGAUACCAACCAGAUGCACUGGAGCUCAGACGAAUCCAGCAAGAGAAGGAGGCUAUCAGACAAUAUCAGCAAGCAAAGGAACAGGAGCGAAGGGAGAAUUUUGCUCGGCUGGUGAUGAUGGAUGGUCAGGACCUGGUGCCCAACCCCGAGCCUGUGGAUUGUCGGAUUUGCUACAUGGAUCUGCCGUCUGGAGAGGGCGUCCUGCUGAGGGAGUGUCUCCACUGUUUCUGCAGAGAGUGCUUACGCUCGGUCAUUAUGCUGAGCGAGGAGCCUGAGGUUUCCUGUCCCUACAGAGAUGACGCAUACGCUUGUGCCGGUUCCCUGCAGGAGAGGGAGAUCAGAGCUUUGGUGCCAGCAGAGGAGUACGAGCGUUGGCUGCAGAGAGGCCUUUCAGUGGCCGAGUCUCGGUGUGAGGGCAGCUAUCACUGUGCAACUCCGGAUUGUCCGGGGUGGUGUGUGUACGAGGACACUGUCAAUGUCUUCCACUGUCCUGUCUGCAAGAAACACAACUGCCUCAUUUGCAAGUCUAUCCACGAAGGAAUGAACUGUAAACAAUACCAGGAUGAUCUUGCAGCACGUGCUAUAAAUGAUUCUGCAGCCAGGAGGACAACACAUCUACUAAAGACUCUUGUGCAGUCAGGGGAGGCCAUGUACUGUCCUAAGUGUGGUAUCAUCGUUCAGAAGAGAGAUGGAUGUGAUUGGCUGCGCUGCACUGUUUGUCACACUGAGAUCUGCUGGAUAACCAGAGGGCCUCGCUGGGGCCCAAGGGGUCCCGGGGACACCAGUGGAGGAUGUCGAUGCAACGUUAAUAAUCAGAAAUGUCAUCCUAAAUGCCAAAACUGCCACUGAGUGUCAAAACCGGGAAACUGGGACUGAACUUGAAAUGAACCACUCUUAUAAAACGGAAAGAACGAAUUGAAGCUUAUUACUGAUGUGUUUUAAGACUAACUGUGCAAGUGUUAAAACUGGGGACAUUCUCAGUUUUCUCUCAGCAGAUCUCUAACAACGCAUCUUCUGCUUGGAUUUCCUUAACGAAAUAAUGUGGUUUGUGUAUUAACAAUUCUACAUUCAGGCUAUGUUUAACUGACUGAGUAAUGAUGAUGAGUGUGGUCGGAUGUGUGCCGGAGGAGUGUUAACUCUGAAUGUGUGCCUUUUCUUGACAAAAACAUGGCACUGCAUAUGUAGCUCUGCAGGUGUGACAUGUUCUGUUUCAGUUCUCACACACCUAGAUGGUGUACAUAAAAUUGAAGUGGCCUUAUUCUUGUGCACAUAAAGGUGUAGCAGGGUGUUACUGAUGAUGUUUUCUGGAAAAUGUGACUAAAUUCUUGUUUUGUUUUUUUGAUAUGCAAUUUCUUUAGCAUUGAGACAGAUCAAGCACGUGUGUUGAGUCAUAAAGUAAUAUUAAUGUGUGUCUGCACGGUGGUCUGAUGUUUGAAUUGUGUGUUUUUGUGAUGUGUUUAAGUGCACAGGCUAGUGAGGGAGUUUUUAUUACUGCUAACCAGUAAAUAGCAAAAAUUGGUUGAAUAAUCAAAUCAUGAUUGCAAUAAGUUAAUAUUUUCAGUAAGAGAAGGAACACUUUUUGUUGAUAAUUCCUGGUAAAGAUCACAAAAACAAUUGGGUAACUACACCCAACAUAAUGUCUCUAUGGAGUUCAUGUGACAGCUUUGAAUCUAUGGAAAUAUUUUGAAUACUUUCCUAAUUCUUAUUCACAUGCAUGAAUGCACUGUCUGUUACUAGUGGGGAAAAAUAAAUAAACUAGAAGCCUGACUCCCCAACUACACUACUGCUCUGAAGUGAUAAGCCAUAACCAGGUCCUCACUGUUACUCCUGUUUUAAAGUCGGCACUGUGUUGCUGAGUUACUUUGGUGCCUUAAUUAUAAAUAAAAACCUU